Salvia hispanica is the source of this 2160-nucleotide messenger RNA. RefSeq names its product putative GPI-anchored protein At1g61900. Gene Ontology annotation, cellular component: plasma membrane. Lineage: Eukaryota; Viridiplantae; Streptophyta; Magnoliopsida; Lamiales; Lamiaceae. The record is from RefSeq and is a predicted model, not a curated record.
AGAUGCGGUCCUCACGUGCCCGGCAUGUGAUCCAUGAAAGCGUGCGAAUUAAGAGAGGGGCAGCUGAGCUCCAUGGCCUUUUAAUGCUUUCACCCGCUUUGGGUGGUUGUAGCUGCACACCAUAGCUAAUUACCGGAGUUUUCUCUCUUAACAAGAAAAUAAAGAGAAGGAAACCACAGUUAUUUUGAACUCAGACUUAGUAGUGGGGCCUCGCCCUCUUCACAAUUUUUAUGUACAGCUAUUGUUGUUGAUUUGUCCCCACUCACUUAAGCACCUCAUUCAUGGCUGCCCCAACCCUUCUCUUUAUUCGCAUCAAACCCUUUACCUCCAAGUCUUGUUCUUCCUCAUAAAACACUACAUUUUCACUUUUAUUUUAUUACUAUUAUUCUAAUUUUUUGGGGUGCAUUGCUCGCCAAUUUUGUUGAAUUCAGUUUGGAGCAGCUCAGGAUGAGGGGAGCGCCGGUGCAAAGUUUGCACAUUUGGGCUUCAAUUGUGCUUCUGGCUCUUCUGUGUAUACAUGAAUCAUCUGGAAACUCUUUGGGUGAUUCUGCUCUGGCAGAAAGAAGGGCGGAUUUACUUUUACCCCAAAUUUCCCCAACUGCUGCUCCUCAGCCGUUUCUUCCUCUUCUGGCUCCAUCUCCAUUAACACCAUUCACAAAUAGCACAAUCCCCAAAUUAUCUGGAAUUUGUGUGCUGAACUUUACGUCACUAUCAAAUAUGAUGAUGGUGACAUCAACUGAUUGUAUGGCUGCAUUUGCACCAGUUUUGGCUAACGUAGUGUGCUGUCCUCAAGUUGAGGCUACAUUGGUGACUCUCAUUGGCCAAUCUAGUAAAUAUACCAAUACACUAGCUUUAAAUGGAACACUUGCUGCACAUUGCCUAUCAGAUUUUCAAAAGAUUUUGGUGGGUCAGGGAGCCAAUGAAAGUUUAUCUAAGAUUUGCUCGAUUCAUUCAUCAAAUCUUACUGGAGGUUCUUGCCCAGUUAGUGACGUUUCUGAGUUUGAGAGCACUGUAGAAACAUCUAACCUUCUAGCUGCCUGUGGGAAGAUUAAUUCUGUGAAUGAAUGCUGUGAGCAAGUUUGUCAGAAUGCUAUUCUUGAUGCUGCUAGGAAGCUUGCCCAAAAAGCUUACAGUCUUCUAGCCGUAGAUGGUUCUCAUGUGCUGUCUGAUCACACAACUAGGAUUAAUGACUGCAAAAGUAUUGUACUACGAUGGCUUGGAAGUAAACUCGAGCCUUCUCGUGCAAAGGAAGUUCUUCGAGUAAUAUCUAAUUGCAGAAUUAACAAAGGAUGUCCUCUGAAUUUUCCGAACAUGAGUCAUGUCAUAGAAGGGUGUGGUGCUGGAAAGAGUAAUCAAACAGCUUGUUGCAGGUCACUUGAGAGUUACGUCUCUCACCUGCAAAGGCAGAGCUUUGUCACAAACUUGCAAGCUUUAAAUUGUGCUGCAUCACUUGGAGUAAGAUUACGGAAAGCAAACAUUACCAAGAAUGUCUACAGCCAGUGUCAUAUUAGCCUCAAAGACUUCUCCCUCCAAGUUGGUGUUCAGGAAUCUGGAUGCCUCCUUCCCAGCUUGCCAUCAGAUGUAAUAUUUGACCAGUCUGCAGGGGUCAGCUUCGUCUGUGAUUUGAAUGACAACAUUCCAGCCCCUUGGCCUGCAACCACACAGUUGCCAGCUUCAUCGUGCAACAAAACUGCUGUCAAAAUUCCUGCUCUUCCUGCAGUGGCUUCUGGGCAAAGUAAUUUUCAGCAAAAGGGCGCAAACUAUAUUCCAUCUUUGAUGGCCUUCGUUGCCAUCUUGAUUGUGGUGUAGAUCCUACUAGAACAAGUUGUGGUUAUAUAUUUGAUGUGCUCAAUCUGAACCAAAGAGGUGAAAGCAAAAAACGCUCAAACUGAAGCCAAGGAAGUGCACCUCCAGCUAGGUUCUGACCAACCCUCAGUCGAAAAUUGACUCAAGAGGUUAAAUUUCUUACAGUUACCAUUUAUAUAUCUUAUGUGCUGUGCUAGUCUAAUUAUAAUUCGUAAAGAAGCUCCAAAAGGAUAGCCAAAUUCUUGUUGAUUGCAAUGCCUACCGUGUAUAUCAGUUUGGAAUUAAUUUUGUUGCCAUACGUGUUGCCUUAUUCAUUGAUUUUUUCUACUUCAAGGAAGUUAUUAUUCGUUUCAA